Oppiella nova is the source of this 813-nucleotide messenger RNA. The record is from the annotation of a GenBank genome assembly. Lineage: Eukaryota; Metazoa; Arthropoda; Arachnida; Sarcoptiformes; Oppiidae.
CUCAACUCGUGGUGAAACAUCACAUGCAAUGCAAAUGUUUUGAUGAGUGUUUGACUGAUUGAAUGAACGGCUGUUUGAUUGCAUUGACAGUGAGUUGUGUUUGUAUUGAACACAUGAGUGACUGUUGAACACAAUUGCCGUGAAUUGCAAUCAAAGCACAAAACAAUGGGUUUAUUGAAGAUAAUCAGAAAAAUCAAACAAAAGGAGAAAGAGAUCCGAGUUUUGGUUUUAGGACUCGACAACUCCGGCAAAACAACUCUUCUGAAGAAACUGAACGGUGAGGACGUGUUGUCCAUUUCACCCACUCUUGGCUUCACUAUCUCUACCUUCGAGCACAACAAUCUUAAGCUGAAUGUGUGGGACGUCGGCGGACAGAAGAGUUUGCGAGCCUUUUGGCGCAAUUACUUCGAGAGCACUGAUGGACUCAUUUAUGUUGUCGACAGUUCAGACACUUUCCGUAUGAAUGACUCCAAACAAGAGCUACAGAACCUCUUGAAAGAGGAACGCCUAUUAGGGGCUACACUACUAGUGUUGGCCAACAAACAGGAUCUGUCGGGUGCUGUCAGUUGUGAGACAAUUAAAGAUUUGUUGCAAUUGGACUCAAUUAAGACCCAUCACUGGAAAAUCGUGGGAUGCAGUGCUUAUACGGGACUCAAUCUCUUGUCGUCCAUCGAUUGGCUCUUAGAAGACAUCUCUUCACGUCAAUUAAGGAUUUGUUGCAAUUGGACUCAAUUAAGACCCAUCACUGGAAAAUCGUGGGAUGCAGUGCUUAUACGGGACUCAAUCUCUUGUCGUCCAUCGAUUGGCUCUUAG